AUGGGCAUCUCCUUUACCCCCAAGCUGAUCACAGUUCCGGGACGCGUCUUGAGCAACCCUUCUGUUCGUUAUAAGGGUCAGGGAGUGGCUUCUAUCCGCUCUGGUAGCUGGAACCUCAAUAAUUUAACAUUUAGAGUUCCUGGCGCUCCCUUGAAGGAUUGGGCGUAUGUCAUGAUUGGAGAUGGGCACAUUCCUUCUGAUCCGGAUCGCGCCGUCGCGGACUUUAUCAACACCGCCAGGGCACAAGGUCUAACCUUGUCACCCCCACUCAAGGCUAGUGCAAGCUCUGAUGGCCUUCCAUGGGUGAUGAAUUAUAGAGAUCCCGGCAAUGUCGAGAAGAACGUGGAUGAGAUGUUUAGACGAAUCAAGUCAAAUGCCAAUCUCAAGAACGCGAGACUACUGCUAGUUGUCCUUCCAAAUGAUAACCCAACAGUAUACAAACGGAUCAAGCUCAAUGGUGAGGUCUUCCAUGGCAUUCAAACCGUCUGUGUCAUCAUGUCGAAGUUUAUCAAGUCGAACAACGUGCAGUACCAUGCCAACGUUGCCAUGAAGUUCAAUUUGAAACUCGGAGGUACGAACCAUGUUCUUGAUGAUUCCAAAAUGGGAAUCAUCGCAGGCGGCAAGACGAUGGUUGUUGGCAUUGAUGUCACUCACCCUGCCCCAGGAUCAUCUGAGACCGCUCCUAGUGUGGCCGGCAUGGUUGCCAGUAUUGACAAAACCCUCGGCCAAUGGCCAGCAAUUCUAAGAUUGCAGCGUGAGGCUAAGCAAGAGAUGGUCGAUGAUCUCACCGACAUGCUCAAGUCCCGCCUUCGCCUUUGGCAUAAGAAGAAUGGCGUGUACCCUGAGAACAUCCUUGUCUACCGUGAUGGUGUCUCGGAGGGUCAGUACGGCAAGGUCCUGCACGAGGAGCAUCCUCGCCUACUCAGGGCCUGCAAGGAACUUUACACUGGCGGAGUAACCGCGAAGCUGCCUCGAAUGACUAUCAUCGUCGUUGGGAAACGGCACAACACUCGUUUCUAUCCAACCAAGGCCGAGGAUUCCGAGAAGGACAAUGCUCGCUGUGGCACUGUUGUUGACCGUGGUGUCACCGAAACUCGUAACUGGGACUUCUUCCUACAGGCCCAUACCGCCCUUCAAGGAACUGCUCGUCCUGCACAUUACUAUGUUGUCCUCGACGAGAUUUUCUCCCGCCGCCAGAACCCGGCAUACCCAACCGUCGCCGACGAGCUUGAAGACCUCACUCACAACAUGUGUUACCUCUUCGCUCGUGCCACCAAGGCUGUCAGCAUCUGCCCACCGGCGUACUAUGCGGAUCUUGUUUGCGAGAGAGCAAGAGCUUAUCUCAACUACUUCUACGACGAGAACCUUAGCCAGAAGUCUGGAUCGGCCUCUGUUGCUUCUGCCAAACAUCUGCAGCCUCACCCCAACGUUAUUGAUACCAUGUUCUACAUGUAA
Trichophyton rubrum CBS 118892 is the source of this 1455-nucleotide messenger RNA. RefSeq lists its product as uncharacterized. Bases 1 to 1455 code for a protein of 484 amino acids. The record is from RefSeq and is a predicted model, not a curated record. Gene Ontology annotation, molecular function: nucleic acid binding. NCBI's taxonomy places the organism in Eukaryota, Fungi, Ascomycota, Eurotiomycetes, Onygenales, Arthrodermataceae. The transcript has a single exon.